UUUUAUUUAAUUUUUUGUAUUUGUUUUCAAAGCCAACUAACACCCUUUUCCUUUCUCUUUCUCUGUCAGAAGACCUCUGUUGUUGUUGCGUUGUCCGUUUUUUUCUUCUUCUCUCCAAACCAGAGAGCGACCGCCGGCGAGCCUCACCUCGCCGGAAAUUCGCUCUUCUUCGCCGGAACCUCCAUUUUUCCCGAUUUCAGCUUCCAAUUGCGCUUGCUUUUUUUCUUUCCACCGUCUCCUUCAAGAGGAGCCUUUCCGCGCAAUAAUUUUUUUCCUUUUUUCCUUUUUCUGAGCGCCUGAGAUUGCAAUGCAGAGGGAAGGAGGUUUCUGUUGCUGCAAGAAGCGAGGGAUCUCUUGUUUCUGAAAUUCCUAUGCUGUGGAGCGUUUGAGAGAUUCGUUUUUUUUUGUCUCUUUCUCUUUGUUCUGGAUGAGGAGCGUGCUGAAUUUUGUGGAGGAGAAGUUUUUGUGCUAGCGAGGGUGUGUUGAAAUUCAGAAGCAGUUGUUUAUGGUGUGAAUUGCCAUGUUCAUUGUAAUCAGUCCUUUCUCUUGUCGAGCGAAUGACCUUGAAUUUCCCGCAUAUGUCACGGGAUAGAGCCUGACGAAAACUAGCAAGGAGGGAGGUUUUCGGUAUUUUCUGGACAAGCUGCAGGAUGCCUUCUGAAAUCAUGGAGAAGAGGGGUGCUUCUGCCUCAUCUCGCUUUUUGGAUGACAUUUCCUAUGUUUCUGAGAAGAAUACUGGAUUACGAAAGCCAAAAUCUAUCCAUGACCAUUUUCUACAAGGGAAGAGUGAAAUGGCGGCAUCACCUGGCAUCAUUUUUAAUACUUCGUCACCCCUUGAAACAAAUUCAAAAACAGGCUUGUCAAUUUCUCAGACUACUCUAUCUCGGGAAAUUACAGAAGACCUACAUUUUGGCAGAGAAACAGGCAAUACAGAUAUGCUGAAGGAUUCCACCACAGAAUCAUUGAAUUAUCACAAGAGAUCAUGGUCUAAUGUGCAUAGGCAGUCAGCAUCUGGCUCAUAUGGUCUAAUUGGGAGCAAGAUUGUCACCAAUGCUGCCUCACGUGAAAGCAGUCUGUUUUCAAGCUCGCUGUCUGACAUGUUUAGCCAAAAGUUGAGGUUAUUGGGGAAUGGAGUGCUGUCUGGUCAACCCAUUACAGUUGGUUCCUUUCCUGAGGAAGAACCGUACAAAUCUCUUGAAGAAAUUGAGGCUGAAACUAUUGGAAAUCUCCUUCCUGAUGAAGAUGACCUGUUUUCUGGAGUCACUGAUGAGUUAGGAUUCAGUACUGGCACUAGAAUGAAUGAUGAUUUUGAAGAUUUUGAUUUGUUCAGCAGCAGUGGAGGCAUGGAAUUGGAAGGAGAUGAACAUCUAAUUUCCGGAAAAAGAACCAGUUGCGGGGAUGAAGAUCCUAAUUACUUUGGAGUUUCUAAAGGAAAAAUUCCUUUUGGUGAACAAUCUUCUAGAACACUUUUUGUUAGAAACAUCAAUAGCAAUGUAGAAGAUUCCGAGCUAAAGGCUCUCUUUGAGCAAUAUGGAGAUAUCCGAACCAUAUAUACUGCCUGCAAGUAUCGUGGAUUUGUUAUGAUUUCUUAUUAUGAUCUAAGGGCAGCACAAAAUGCAAUGAAAGCACUUCAAAAUAGGUCAUUGAGAUCUAGGAAACUUGAUAUACAUUAUUCAAUUCCAAAGGGCAAUGCUCCAGAGAAGGAUAUUGGUCAUGGUACACUGAUGAUAUCUGAUCUUGAUUCAUCUGUUCUGAAUGAUGAACUAAAACAGAUUUUUGGGUUUUAUGGAGAAAUUAGAGAAAUCUAUGAAUAUCCACAACUGAAUCAUGUCAAAUUUAUUGAAUUUUAUGAUGUCCGGGCUGCGGAAGCUUCUCUUCGUGCAUUGAAUGGGAUCUGCUUUGCUGGGAAGCACAUUAAGCUUGAACCUGGUCUUCCCAAGAUUGCAACAUGUAUGAUGCAGCAAUCACAGAAGGGAAAAGAUGAACCUGAUUUUGGUCAUAGUUUGAGUGACAACAUAUCCUUAAGGCAUAAUAAAGCAGGAGUGUCAUCUGGAUUUAUUGCAUCUGGUGUCAGCUUGGAAAAUGGAUAUAAUCAGGGAUUUCGUUCUGAAACACAGCUACCUGCUUUUAUGGAUAACUCACUGUUUCAUGUGAAUUCUAGCAUUCACAAGACCACAAGAGGGGCAUCUGCUGGAAAAGUAUCUGGUGUUUUUGAGGCCUGUAAUGCUAUUGAUGCGAUGAAAUUUGCAUCCAUUUCGAGGUUCCAUCCUCAUUCUUUACCUGAAUAUCGCGAAAGUUUAGCUAAUGGCAGUCCUUACAACUUUUCAAGUACCAUUAACAUGGCUGCCAAUAUUGGAACUGGAUCGACGGAAUCAUCUGACAGCAGGCACAUUCAGGGAAUGAGCUCAACUGGGAACCUAGCAGAGUUUAAUGCAGCAGGAAAUGGAAACCGCCCCCAUCAUGGACUUUAUCAUAUGUGGAAUGGGUCCAACUUGCAUCAGCAACCUCCUUCAAAUUCCAUGCUUUGGCAGAAAAUACCAUCCUUUGUUAAUGGUGCUUGUUCUCCAGGUCUUCCACAGAUACCCAGCUUUUCUAGAACACCGCCUCAUGUGCUUAGAGCAUCUCAUAUAGACCAUCAAGUGGGAUCUGCGCCGGUUGUUGCAGCCUCACCCUGGGAUAGACAACAUUCUUUCUUGGGAGAGUCACCUGAUGCAUCUGGUUUUAGAUUGGGUUCUGUUGGAAGUCCAGGCUUUCAUGGUAGCUGGCAGUUGCAUCCUCCUGCUUCUCACAAUAUAUUUUCUCAUGUUGGUGGGAAUGGUACAGAAUUGACAUCAAAUGGUGGGCAGGGCUCUCCUAAGCAGUUGUCACAUGUUUUUCCUGGGAGACUUCCCAUGACUUUGGUUUCUAAAAACCUCUAUUCUCGUAGAAGUGAACCAAACACUAACAACAAUGCUGAUAAAAAACAAUAUGUACUUGACCUAGGCCGCAUUUUGCGUGGGGAUGACAACCGGACAACGCUCAUGAUAAAAAAUAUUCCCAAUAAGUAUACUUCAAAGAUGCUUCUUGUUGCCAUAGAUGAGCAAUGUCGAGGAACUUAUGAUUUUCUGUAUUUGCCAAUUGAUUUCAAGAACAAAUGUAAUGUUGGCUAUGCAUUCAUCAAUAUGAUUGAUCCUGGACAAAUUAUUCCAUUCCACCAGGCUUUUCAUGGGAAAAAAUGGGAGAAAUUCAACAGUGAAAAGGUAGCGGUACUCGCCUAUGCCCGAAUUCAAGGAAAAUCUGCUCUUAUUGCUCAUUUUCAGAAUUCAAGCCUAAUGAAUGAAGAUAAACGUUGCCGCCCCAUUCUCUUCCAUACAGAUGGCCCAAAUGCUGGUGAUCCGGAGCCUUUCCCCUUGGGUAACAAUAUUAGAGUGAGGCCUGGAAAAAUUCGCAUGAAUGGUAAUGAGGAGAAUGGCAGCCAAGGGAAUCCUUCAUCUUUGGCAAGUGGAGAAGAGUCUGGGAAUGGAACAGAAUCUACAUCGAGCUCUUCAAAAAGUUCUGACUGAUUUAGCAUCAUGAUCUAACAGUUCAAUGUGCAUGUGAUGUCAUCUCCAAGACUGUAUAUUUACAUUUUCUUUUUGUUCGAUCGAGCGAGAGAGGAGUUGGAGCCGGUAGGAAAGGGGGCUCACAAUUUUUUUCCUAUAGAGGAGCCUUGCAAGAGUUUUUGGAAGUUGAAGUACAUAACCAAGAAUGAAGUAACUGAUUCUAUUGUUUUCCGUUAUUUUCCUAAAAUUUUGCAUGGAGUACUGCUACCAUCUUACCACUUUAGAGAAUAGCUUAACUGAAGCUUAAAAUUUUGGCUAGCUGUGAACGGGGACAAUGUGACACUUUGCAGUUUCCUUGAGAUAAUGUGCAUCAUUGCGGUUUUCAAGGGUUCUUUGCUGAUUUUGUUUUCAUGGUUAUCUUUGUUAUUCAUAUGUAAUUUUGUUUCCUUAUAUUCCUUAUAUUGCUGAUUUAUUGUCCAUAUACUUUAUUGAUUAGAAAAAAUGCUUAAUUCAGCCUUA
This is a messenger RNA of Glycine soja, 4040 nucleotides long. RefSeq names its product protein MEI2-like 1. The coding region runs from base 651 to 3542 and encodes 963 amino acids. Lineage: Eukaryota; Viridiplantae; Streptophyta; Magnoliopsida; Fabales; Fabaceae. The record is from RefSeq and is a predicted model, not a curated record. The transcript is spliced from 15 exons. Gene Ontology annotation, molecular function: RNA binding.